Molecule: messenger RNA, 1249 nt
Organism: Seminavis robusta
Lineage: Eukaryota; Bacillariophyta; Bacillariophyceae; Naviculales; Naviculaceae
Source: the annotation of a GenBank genome assembly
CCUUUGGCAACCUCCAACCUUCAUCCCCAUCGUCUCUCGAAGUCGAGUCCAAUAGUCCACAACAGACAAGCUGGUCUUCCACUUGAUUACUAGUAAGUACCAGUCUCAAAUAGAACAGAAGAAGCAACAAUGGCCGCCGUGAUAGACGCAGGAGAGCGAGUUAAGGAAGUUAAUAUUGAGGGUCUGGCCCUGUUGAAGAUUGUAAAACACUGUCAUGAUUGUCUCCCUCAAAUGGUGACGGGGUCGUUGUUGGGUCUCGUGGAAAACGGGGUCUUGGAGGUAACCCACGCAUUUGCGUUUCCGGAAACAAGGAAUCGCGACAAAAACAUGGAAAACGAUAGUGACGACGUUGCCGGUGGACUGGAAGGACACGAAUAUCAACUCGAAAUGAUGCGCAUGUUGCGAGAAGUCAAUGUCGACAACAACUGCGUCGGAUGGUAUCAGAGCAUGUACCUUGGCAUCUACUCCACCACGGCGCUCCUCGAAAACCAAUUCUCCUAUCAGACCGAUCUCAGUGCCAAUGCCAUUGUCGUCCUAUACGAUCCCAUGCAAACGGCCCACGGGAAUCUCACCCUCAAGUGCUACCGAUUGACCGACGCAUGUUUGGAGUACAAGAAGCAAGGCAAAAAUACCUACAUUGAUCCCAACAACAUUUUCGAACCAGUGCCCGUCAAACUCACCAAUCCGGGAUUGGUACGAGCACUCUUGGCGGAUAUGGUCGUCACGGACGGAUCCGCUUCCGGGGAUCUCUUGUACAAUGUCACCACGGGAGGAGCCUCCUUGACGGUCAAUGCCGACACCACAUUUGAUCGACUCGACCUCAGUACCAAUCCCUACCUCGAAAAACACUUGGAAUACUUGUGUACAUGGGUCGACGAACUCGCUGCCGAACAACAAAAGUUUCAAUACUACACACGACAACUCAAUCAACGUGGUGGCAAUCGCAACAAUAACAACAAUAACAACAAAAAGGAAGAAGUCGAUGACAGCGAAGGAUGGGCGUCCAGUAGUGCGCCGAAACGAAUGGAAUCAUUGCUCGUGUCCAACCAAAUUCGAUCUUAUUGCAAUCAAAUGGACAAGUUUGCCGGAGGUAGUCUGGGCAAGUUGUUCUUGACCAGUGGACUGCACAAGAACGAAAAGGCUGCCGCCAAGUAAGUGAGUAAAAGAGGGUCGGUUGGUUGGUAGAUUGAAAGCUGCAGUAGGCUAAUGAAAAAGUAAAAGAGUACAUACAACAUGAGAUGAUGUAUAC